GGCGGGCAGGUUCUCCAAGUGACGAGCACGGCGGAACCGCGGCGUGGGCGUUCCGCACCCAGCUGCGCGCCCCGCGCCGCAGCCAGGCUAGCCCUGUCACGUCCACCGCGCGCGGCGAGGACCAACGCCCGCGAGCUCGCGCUGCUGGCUCCUCCCCGGCCACCUCCGCCCCUGCCCGAGGAGGACAGAGCGAGGUCGCGCGGGCAGAAGCAAGUCCUCCGCCCCGCGCCGAGCCCCGCAGCUUCUGCUCUGCCGUACCCGACCCCGACGCAGCGCGGGGCGCACAUGGACGCGCGGACCCCCGAGAGUCCUCGCCGGGACCCGCUGCGGGAAGCGGCAGAAAGUCUACUUCAGGAACUUCAAGAACAUUUUCAAGCUCUCACUGCAGCAUUAAACCUGAAAAAUAUCCUCUUCUAUCUUUGCACAGUUUCCCUUGACGUGGUACUGGAAGACAUGGGGAACCGCAUUGAGGACUUGCAGAAGAAUGUGAAUGUCCUGAUGGAGCAGGCUGGGGUUGGAAAUUCCACUAAGGAGCACACAGUCUCAGACUGGACUGUGUCCAUAGGACAUGCAUGGAGACCUGAAGAUGUUAUUGGACAUAUCUCUUGAAAAAAAUAAGAUGAAAACUUCUAUGUAAUAUGGAUUCUGAGUCUCAGUCUUUAAUUUUAAAACUAUUUUUAAAUGAGGGAUCCUGGGGAUGGAACCCAGGGCCUCAGCAUGCUAGGACACUGAGCUGUACCUCCAGUUCAUCAGAAUUCAUUUUAACAAAUAAAAAGAUUAAAAUAACAAAGGAACGAAAUAAGAAUAUAAUUCAAAAGAUGGUGAACUACUUACUAUGGAAGUAAACAAUGGCAAAAUAUUUUUUCAAUGCAUAAUACUUAUAACUUAUGGAAUAAAAGCAUAUACUGGGGCUGGGGUUGUGGCUCAGUGGUAGAGCACUUACCUAGCAAGUAUAAGACACUGGGUUCAAUUCUCAGCACCACGUAUAAAUAAAUGAAUAAAAUAAAGGUCUAUCAAAAUCUAAAAAAAUUUUUAAAAAGCAUACACUGUAUUAGUUAACAAUUUUUCCAAAUUAAAAUUCUACAUAUAUCUUUUUUUAAAGAUCACCAGCAGUUUUCUAACAGGAUUUGCUUUUAAAUAACAGCAUUCCAAGUCACCCCAAUCACUCCCAACUUUGACAUGCCCAGGAUGCAAGUCCUGGUGGCACUCACUCUCCUGGCCAAAGAGGGCAAGGCCCAGCCAAGCUGUACCAGCUGGGCACAAGGCGGGUGUCUAUGGGGCUCAGCUAGCUAUCCCUCCUUCUCCUGGCAGAGGGUGCUUUUCUCCAGUGUAGCCUUCCUGAGUCCUGAGCCCUGAACCCCGCUGCACCCUGUAGAGGGACCACUGAAGUAAAGCACGGAGAUCAAACUCAAGUUGAUUUUGCAGGUUAAACAGAGAAUUUCCACUGAACUUGCCUCUCUCCAGGCCAAAGUAAGGUAGAGUUGCUGUCAUCUAAAAAUGGGCCAGGGAUAGUCUCUCAUUUUAUAAAAUGAUUCUUGUGUAUUACAGAACUGACAAUCAUGCUUAAUUUUACUACA
Messenger RNA from Sciurus carolinensis (gray squirrel), 1577 nucleotides. RefSeq names its product heat shock factor binding protein 1 like 1 (gene Hsbp1l1). Gene Ontology annotation, molecular function: transcription corepressor activity. Lineage: Eukaryota; Metazoa; Chordata; Mammalia; Rodentia; Sciuridae. The transcript has 5 exons. The record is from RefSeq and is a predicted model, not a curated record. Gene Ontology annotation, biological process: cellular heat acclimation. Gene Ontology annotation, cellular component: nucleus; cytosol. The coding region runs from base 286 to 609 and encodes 107 amino acids.